AUGACAACAGCAAUUCCUGGGCCAAAAGCCAAACCCCUCGUGGGAAAUUUGUUGGAUCUUAAGGAUGAAGAAGCUCCACUUAGAGCACUCGAACAUAUGGCCGUCGAAUAUGGCCCCAUAUACAAAUUGACCAGAGGAAGUGCUAGAGUAAUCGUCGUUAGUUCCGUGGAGAUGAUGGAAGAACUUUGUGAUGAAAGUCGAUUCGAAAAGGCACCACCAAUGGCACUUUCAAAAAAGGAUGAUCGACCAUCUGGUAUGUUUACAGCGACGAAUGAUGAUCCGGAUUGGGGUCAAGCACAUAGAAUUCUUGUACCUGCUUUUGGACCAUUGGCUAUCGAACAGAUGUAUGAUCAAAUGCAAGACAUCGGAAAUCAAUUACUCUUGAAAUGGGCUAGAUUAGGUCCAUCAGAGCCUAUAACAAUGACGGAUGAUUUUACCAGACUAACUCUAGAUACAAUUGCGCUUUGUGCAAUGGAUUUCAGGUUCAAUUCUUUCUAUACAGAUAAGAUGCAUCCAUUUGUUGAUGCAAUGGUGGGAUUUCUCUCCGAAUCCGGGGAUAGAGUUAGACGACCAGGGUUUGUUACCAGUUUGAUGCGGAAGAAGAACGCCAAAUUCCAAAAAGAUCUAGACUAUAUGUUUGAGAUUUCUCAAGGCUUGGUGCAACAUCGAAAACAAAACCCUACAGAAAAAAAGGAUCUUUUGAAUGCGAUGCUUAGUGGAAAAGAUCCUAAGAAUAAGGAUGAAAUGAGAGAUGAUUUAAUCAUAGCUAACAUGAUCACGUUUUUGAUCACUGGUCAUGAAACCACGUCUAAGCUGCUCUCAUUUGCUUUCCUUAAUUUGUUGAAAAAUCUAGAUGCAUAUAAUGCAACUCAGCGCAAAGUAGACCAAGUGGUCGGUAGAGGACCUGUUCGUGUGGAGCAUCUCAAUAAGUUCGAAUACUUAAGUGGCGUACUCAGAGAAUCGUUACGACUCACGCCAACUGCUCCAGUUGUGUCAAAACGGCUUGUCAAGGGUGUUAGUGGAGAAAGCGCGACUUUUUCCCGCGGAAAAUAUAAAAUCGAACCCACUGACAAGAUCAUUGUGCUACUUGGGGCUGUGCAACAGGAUCCUAACGUUUAUGGAUCUGAUGCAAAUGAAUUUAAACCAGAACGUAUGAUGGGAGAUAAUUUCAAGAACUUACCAAGUGCGGCUUGGAAACCAUUUGGAAGUGGAGUCAGAGCAUGUAUUGGACGUGCAUUUGCAUGGAUUUCAAUAUCGUCAAGUAUUAAGUCACCAGAAAAGUCCACGGUGCCUUCUUCAGAACUACCAAAUAUCUCGCGCCUAAAGUUACAUUCUAAGCCCAUGACGAUACUUUAUGGAUCAAACACAGGAAGUUGUCUUGCUUUCGCACAAAGAAUGGCUUCGACAGCUGCUGGAAAUGGCUUUGAAGCCAUAGUUUUGGAAUUGAAUAGUGUAGUUGGAGCAUUACCUAAAUCUCAACAUAUUGUUAUCAUUACAGCUUCAUAUGAGGGCCAUCCACCAGACAAUGCAGCUAGAUUCGUCAGUGAUUGGAGAGCUACAUUUCAAAAAAUACCAACAAUAGUUGAUAAUCGCAUGGCCGAAUUCGGAAGUUUAAGACUUGUACCGAGAGGUCUCUCAGAUGCGGCCAAAGGAGAUCUAUCUGGUGAUUUCGAUGACUGGUUAAAUAAAACUUUUUGGCCAAAACUCAGCCGUGGUUCGAAAUCUCAAGACGCAGUCUUGGAAACAGGAAUGCAUCUUGAAAUUUCUACUCAACCAGGUGUUACAAGUUUUCGACAAGAUGUCCAAGAUGGUGUUGUAGUUGAAGCUCAAGUAUCAACAGCACCAGGAAUACCUGAGAAACGUCAUCUAGAAAUUGAACUUCCCCCCGAUAUGACAUAUGAAAGUGGAGAUUAUCUUGCUGUUCUUCCGGUCAAUUCUAAUCAGAAUGUUAGAAGGGUUAUGAAAGUAUUUGGACUAGCUUGGGAUUCGACUAUUGUUAUCAAAGGUCAAAGUUUGGGUACUUUGCCACUUGAUACUCCGCUUUCGAUUAGAGAUACAUUGGCGGGGUAUGUAGAGCUGUUCGAACUUGUUAGUAAAAAGAUGCUUCAAACAAUGGCCAAUUCCACUACUGACCAAAAUUUGAAACAAUACCUCGCAACCAUAUCUACGGAUUCAGACAUCUACGAACAACAAGUUCUCACCAAACGUCUAAGUAUUAUUGACCUCCUAGAAGCACACCCAUCAGCGAAGCUCAAUUUCCGCGAUUUUCUUUCUUCUCUCUCUCCCCUACGAGUCCGCUACUACUCCAUCUCCUCCUCUCCUCUCCAUUCCCCGAACACAUGCACAAUAACCUACAACGUUCUCUCCAUACCCUCCUUCUCCGGCCCGGGCCACUACGCCGGUAUCUGUGGAACCUAUCUCUCUUCCCUUCUCCCCGGAGACCCUAUCAAAGUCUCCGUCCGACCCAGUAGCAAGAAACUCUUUCGUCUCCACUUAGCCAUCGAACGGACUCCUCUCCUCAUGUUUUGCGCUGGUACCGGAAUCGCCCCCUUCAGAGGCUUCAUCCAACAGCGCGCCAUGCAAGCCGCUGCAUCACCGGACCGCAAACUUGCCCCCGCGAUUCUAUUCGUCGGAUGUAGAUCUUCGACAUCCGAUCGUCUAUAUGCGCGGGAACUCGACAGAUGGAAAGACCUCGGUGUAGUCGAUAUCCGAUAUUCUUUUUCGCGCGAUUCAGAGUCUCCGCCAAGUGAAAGGGAGACGAUGAGAAUGGGUCAGGGAUACAAGUAUGUGCAACAGAGGAUGUUGGCGGAUAAGGAUAAGAAGGAUAUUUUGAGGUUGUGGGAUGAGGGCGCGAGAGUGUAUGUUUGUGGUGGAGGAGCUUUUGUUAAGGAGGUAGGGAAAGUAGCGAGGGAAAUUAUGAGGGAGAGGUUGAGAGAGAAGGGAGUGACGAUUGAGGGGGGGAAAGAGGAGUUGGAGGAGAGGUUUAGAAAUGGCUUGGUGGAUAGAUGUGCGACGGAUAUCUUUGGGUAG
Molecule: messenger RNA, 3030 nt
Organism: Botrytis byssoidea
Lineage: Eukaryota; Fungi; Ascomycota; Leotiomycetes; Helotiales; Sclerotiniaceae
Exons: 7
Coding region: 1-3030 (1009 amino acids)
Cellular component (GO): cytosol
Molecular function (GO): iron ion binding; flavin adenine dinucleotide binding; aromatase activity
Source: RefSeq, a predicted model, not a curated record